AUGCCCCGGAAAGAGCCCCCAAUCGCUUUGGCUCAAUUAUGCUCAAUAAUUCGGAUUAACCUUCAUCUAUCACGGCAUGAUCCAACCUGGGGUUUGCGGGGUUUGACAUGCUCAGGCCGAGGAAAUUUCCGACUUGAGGCCACCCCCAAGUAUUCAGGUGAACGCAACUACGUGCAUUGCUCGGGUCGGAAAUCGGAACGGCUAACUCCAGAAAAGCCGGGCUUCUCACGAAUGCACAGCAGGAUCCUUGCGGAGAUCAGAGAUGUGUCCUACAUACCCGACAGCGAGGGCCCGAGGUGCCUUACAUACUUCAAGGGUCUACCUGGCGACGGUGCUGCCAACUGUGGAAGUGUAAGCCACAAUACCUUCACCUCUUCCUCUUUCCCGAUAUCCGAGCUCGGGUCGACGGAUCACGUUAUAUUCCAGGACCCAGAGGCAACGAAUCCUCAUUCCUUCGCUGGCAUUGACACCGCACACAUGUCAGACCUGGGGUCGAUCGUGGAGGGUAGGCGGAGUUUCUCUCAUCCGCGGUUUUCAUUCCACAAAUUUUGUGGAGAGACGAUAUUGGGGCUCGGGCUACAAGUCUACGGCGCUUCAGAUUGCCUGGAGUCGCCCGCUUACAGGUACGCGCUUCUCCAGAAUUUACAUGUGGAAGAAUGUUACCGUUUCUCCAACUUGCUGAAUGCGGUUCCAAGCUUUACCGCUGACAUCAUGCUAAGGAACGAGGGGCAAUCCAGGGUUCAAAAUCUCCUGGGCGAUGUUCCGUUGAGGGACGACUCUCACUAUUACCAAACCAAACCUCUGCUUCAUGGGAUGAGCAAAAACUGGGACUCGGAACCAAAUCAACACACCACGUUCAACUUUCACACCUCUGGGCGUGCUCCCUUCUCUCUCCACACUUAUCUACAUACCCUGUAUAUCAACCCCCUAGUGAAGCGCCAUCCCCGGCUCAUUCCCACGCCUUCAGAUAUUGCCCUUUUCAGGAAGCUGAAAGCACAUGAUACCGGUACGACCCUUGGCCCUUGGAUUCUAGCUUCAAGAGCUACCGCCUUGGCCUCUCCAAGUACAUACUUUGCGGGGAUGUUCAAAGUGAAGGGGAGUCUGGGGAAGCAUGGGCAGAUCCAAUCUUCUCGCAAUCGAUUCUGGGGACAACUGCGGAAGCCCACAGUUCCCCCGAGAAAAUUGAGCGAUAAUGCGCCCGCUGGCGGCAUUGCGAAGUCUUACAAGAGCCAGUCAUUCCGACGCUUGUCCAGAGUUUUAACCAGUGCACUCUUCGAGUUCAUAGCCCCGGACUCUGGACUCGCAGGUCUUAUCUUUCAGCCUGAGGGCGUCCGCCCGCGGUGGAAACAGCGAACCAGCCAGCGGGGUUCUCCCCGCGCGAACAACAACGGGCCUGUCUCAUACAACAGGACGAUACAAAGCAAGAUGCAACUCAAGCUCCAGGACUAUGCAUUAUUGCUAUUGUUGCCGCUGUUAAAAAUCCCCGCGAGAUCCAUCGGAAAUUUCGAACAUAUUUGGUGGAAGCCUCCACAAUCAUGCGAUGAGCGUAAGAUUCUUCGCAUGUCACAAUUGCGUCCCAAUCCGGCCGGAGGGCGACGCAAGCUAUGCAGAUACAUGUGCAAAUUGGAGUGGUCAUUUUCCAAUGGCGGUCGAGAUAUGAAAGCUGUUUCUAGGACAAAGACGAGAGUCCAUGUUGAGUUGCGGGCGAGCCUCGGCGACAUGCUCAGAGAGAACUCACGAGCAAACCAUAUCAAUUUAAUUGUGGUCUCGACAUCAACAAGGAUAGCCGUGAAAGCUAUCUGCAGAGUCGACGUCCUGCUAGCUGAUACCCGACUCGAGAUUGGCGCCUUCCCGUUUUUUUCAUACCCCUGA
This is a messenger RNA of Colletotrichum lupini, 1872 nucleotides long. RefSeq lists its product as uncharacterized. NCBI's taxonomy places the organism in Eukaryota, Fungi, Ascomycota, Sordariomycetes, Glomerellales, Glomerellaceae. The record is from RefSeq and is a predicted model, not a curated record. The coding region runs from base 1 to 1872 and encodes 623 amino acids. The transcript has 14 exons.